Molecule: messenger RNA, 1509 nt
Organism: Fusarium keratoplasticum
Lineage: Eukaryota; Fungi; Ascomycota; Sordariomycetes; Hypocreales; Nectriaceae
Product: Aldedh domain-containing protein
Exons: 2
Coding region: 1-1509 (502 amino acids)
Molecular function (GO): oxidoreductase activity, acting on the aldehyde or oxo group of donors, NAD or NADP as acceptor
Source: RefSeq, a predicted model, not a curated record
AUGGCGCCUCCCUCUGUUGAAUUGACGGCUCCGAAUGGAGUCAAGUGGUCUCAGCCCACUGGCCUGUUUAUCGGCAACGAGUUUGUCGCUUCCUCCAGCGGCAAGACCAUUACUUCCAUUGACCCUGCCACUGAGGAGGUCAUUGCCACUGUGCAAGCCGCCGAUGCUGAAGACAUCGACAAGGCCGUCAAGACUGCCAGAGCUGCCUUGCGCCACGAGUCAUGGAAGAAGCUUCCUGCCUCUGACCGCGGCCAAUUGAUGUACCGUCUGGCUGAGCUGAUCGAGUCCAAGAAAGAGCUCUUUGCCACCAUUGACGCUUGGGACAAUGGCAAGACAUACAUCGAGACGCUGGAGAACGAUCUCGUCGAGGCCGUCGGCGUUAUCCGCUAUUAUGCUGGCUGGGCCGAUAAGACGUUUGGCCAGACCAUCAGCACAAACCCUCAAAAGUUCGCCUACACAAUCCGUCAGCCCGUCGGCGUUGUCGCGCAGAUCAUCCCUUGGAACUAUCCCCUCUCCAUGGCUACGUGGAAACUCGGUCCUGCCCUCGCCUGCGGCAACACUGUUGUCCUCAAGGCCGCCGAACAAACACCUCUGAGCAUCCUCGUCCUGGGAGAGCUCAUCAAGGAGGCCGGUUUCCCCCCGGGAGUCGUCAACAUCGUCAAUGGACUUGGCAGAGACACGGGAGCUGCCUUGGUGCAGCAUCCUCUUGUGGACAAGAUCGCCUUUACCGGUUCCACGGCGACGGCUGCCAGCAUCAUGGGCGUCGCUGCAAAGACGCUUAAGAACAUCACCCUAGAAACUGGCGGAAAGUCGCCAUUGCUCGUCUUUGACGAUGCGGACCUAGAGCAGGCGGUCAAGUGGUCGCACUUUGGCAUCAUGUCCAACCAAGGACAGAUUUGUACUGCCACGUCGAGAAUCCUGGUCCAAGACACCAUCUACGAUGCCUUCAUCAAGAAGUUCAUCGACACUCUUAAUGUCGUGAGCAGAGUUGGCAGCCAAUGGGACAAGGAUACAUACCAGGGUCCUCAGGUGUCCAAGGUCCAAUACGAGAGGGUUCUUGAGUACAUCGACAUUGGAAAGAAGGAGGGCGCUGUCGUGGCGGCUGGAGGUCACCCUCUCAAGGUCGGAGACUCCGACAAGGGAUUCUUCAUUGCCCCGACAGUCUUUACCGAGGUCAAGCCCUCGAUGCGUGUCUAUCGCGAGGAGAUCUUUGGCCCUGUCGUGGUCAUCACCACCUUCAAGACGGAGGAGGAGGCUAUUGAGCUUGCCAACGAUACCACAUACGGACUGGGAGCCGCUGCGUUUACUACAAACCUGGAGAAGGCUCAUCGGGUUGCGGCAGAGAUCGAGGCCGGCAUGGUCUGGAUCAACAGCAGUCAGGACUGUGACCCUCGCGUGCCAUUCGGAGGUGUCAAGCAGAGCGGUAUUGGCAGGGAGCUCGGUGAGGCAGGCCUCGAAGCCUACACACAGAUCAAGGCAGUUCAUGUAAACAUGGGGACCAAGCUGUAA